Messenger RNA from Pongo pygmaeus (Bornean orangutan), 2561 nucleotides. It is a transcript of the gene MTG1, whose product is annotated as mitochondrial ribosome associated GTPase 1. Gene Ontology annotation, biological process: mitochondrial translation. The record is from RefSeq and is a predicted model, not a curated record. Gene Ontology annotation, cellular component: mitochondrion. Gene Ontology annotation, molecular function: GTPase activity; GTP binding. The coding region runs from base 1316 to 2197 and encodes 293 amino acids. The transcript has 11 exons. Lineage: Eukaryota; Metazoa; Chordata; Mammalia; Primates; Hominidae.
GGGCCACAUGGCCAAGGGUGAGGCACGGCGGGGAGGGGCAAGGUCAUGCCCACGGCCGCGGCGCCUCUGCUUCCCUCCCACCCCCGUUUCGGCAGUCGCCUGCCUGUCCCGGUCGUCCUGGGCUGGCCCCGCCCCUUCUCCCUCGUCUCCCCUCCUUUCCCGGUCUCACCCGCUCCCGGAGCCGCCGGAACCCCUUCCCCUGCGCAGCUGCGGGAGAGGCCGUUUCCCGCGAGUGCUCCCGCAGCGCAGCCUGGGACCCGGGGCCUGCUUGACCGACCUCUGGCCUGUCGCCCCUGUCCUCUGUUCCCAGCAAGUGCCUUCUGCCCCUUUAAUCCCCCGAAGCCUCCGUUUCCACAUGUUCUUGACAGGAUAGACUUUUCUGAGUCUUUUGGGGACUAUAGAUGAAACAGUGGUUCGGCCCCAAGAAGACCUCUGGGGCCGGCCCAGCCCCUCUAGGUGUUGUAAUGGCGACUCCUGCGUUGGCUCCGCGUGCACUGGAGGCCGAGGGGAAGAAGGGCCCGUGUGGGUGUCUGAGGCUGUGUCCUCCGUCUUCGGACAACACUGGAGGGGAAGAAAACUGGAAGCAUUGUUAUCUUGGUUGUGUGUGGUAUUCCUGGUUAGGGGACUAUCGUCAUCCCCACGAGGUAGCAGGGCCUAAUGAGCUAGUGUUACUCUGUUUUAUAGCCGAGAUUAAGAUCCGUGGAAAGGCCCGGCGCGGUGACUCACGCCUGUAAUCCCAGUACUUUGGGAGGCCAAGGCGGGCAGAUCACCAGGUCGGGACAUUGAGACUAUCCUGGCCAGCAUGGUGAAACCGCGUCUCUACUAAAAAUACAAAACAUUAGCCGGGCAUGGUGGCGCGUGCCUGUAGUCCAGCUACUCGGGAGGCUGAGGCAGGAGAAUUGCUUGAACCUGGCAGGCGGAGGUUGCAGUGAGCCGAGAUCGCGCCACUGCACUCCAGCCUGGGUGACAGAGCAAGACUCCGUCUCAAAAAACAAAAAAACGACCCAUGGAAGUCAAAUAUUCCACCCAGAGUCAGCCAUGAGUCAGGUGGUGAAGACCGCAUCUGGCUUUUGACACGUGGCCCACCCUCUGGCAGGGCGCCUCCCAGUCUCCCAUUCUGAGGGUGUGGACCUUGGAGGAAGCGCUCAGCGGAUGUUAUCUGUUACCAUUACUUAGUACUCUUCACUCAGAUGUAGUCUUUUUAGGUUAUUUAUGGUGGCGUGUCAUUCUGGACGGUUCAGCUUGAAUCGAUCACUCUAGAAAGGUUGUGAGCCCCUUUGCUGAGGCGUCCUUCUGUUUUCCAGGGCUGAAGAAGAUGCAGAGCAGCCUGAAGCUGGUGGACUGUAUCAUCGAGGUCCACGAUGCCCGGAUCCCACUUUCAGGCCGCAACCCUCUGUUUCAGGAAACCCUUGGGCUUAAGCCUCACUUGCUGGUCCUCAACAAGAUGGACUUGGCAGAUCUUACAGAGCAGCAGAAAAUUAUGCAACACUUAGAAGGAGAAGGCUUAAAAAAUGUCAUUUUUACCAACUGUGUAAAGGAUGAAAAUGUCAAGCAGAUCAUCCCGAUGGUCACUGAACUGAUUGGGAGAAGCUACCGCUACCACCGAAGAGAGAACCUGGAGUACUGUAUCAUGGUCAUCGGGGUCCCCAACGUGGGCAAGUCCUCCCUCAUCAACUCCCUCCGGAGGCAGCACCUCAGGAAAGGAAAAGCCACCAGGGUGGGUGGCGAGCCUGGGAUCACCAGAGCUGUGAUGUCCAAAAUUCAGGUCUCUGAGCGGCCCCUGCUGUUCCUGUUGGACACUCCUGGCGUGCUGGCUCCUCGGAUUGAAAGUGUGGAGACAGGCCUGAAGCUGGCCCUGUGUGGAACGGUGCUGGACCACCUAGUCGGGGAGGAGACCAUGGCUGACUACCUGCUGUACACCCUCAACAAACACCAGCGCUUUGGGUAUGUGCAGCACUACGGCCUGGGCAGUGCCUGUGACAACAUAGAGCGUGUGCUGAAGAGUGUGGCUGUGAAGCUGGGGAAGACGCAGAAGGUGAAGGUGCUCACGGGCACGGGUAACGUGAACGUUAUUCAGCCUAACUAUCCCGCGGCAGCCCGUGACUUCCUCCAGACCUUCCGCCGCGGGCUGCUGGGUUCCGUGAUGCUGGACCUCGACAUCCUGCGGGGCCACCCCCCGGCUGAGACUGUGCCCUGAACUUGUCCGGGUGGGGAGGGCUGGAGGCAGGUGGCCUCCCAGACCUCCUGACCUGGGUGGUUGAGGCUCAAGACAGCUCACCCGGUCCAGAAGCUCCAUGCUGGCCACUAGGGUGCUGUGCUCUCUGGCGCCCCACGGCCUGGCCAGCUCCGGGGGCCCCAGUUCCAGGGGCCAAGCAGGUGGGAGUGGACACCAGGCUUCCCAGUGGACGUCCCUGAGCAGUUCCGCAUGCUUGGUUCUCCUGGAGCUUCCUGCUCAGGCCUCUUGAGAAACGGAUGCUGUCUCAGAAGGAGUUAAAGCUAUAACUUGUAACCUUUAAAAUCUCCAAUUAAAGGGCCUGUUUCUUACUGGCCUGUGAGGUGCA